Molecule: messenger RNA, 1029 nt
Organism: Spea bombifrons (plains spadefoot toad)
Lineage: Eukaryota; Metazoa; Chordata; Amphibia; Anura; Pelobatidae
Product: olfactory receptor 1013-like
Exons: 2
Coding region: 1-1029 (342 amino acids)
Biological process (GO): G protein-coupled receptor signaling pathway
Cellular component (GO): membrane
Molecular function (GO): olfactory receptor activity; G protein-coupled receptor activity
Source: RefSeq, a predicted model, not a curated record
AUGUGGAAGAAGAAAGAAGACAGUAGACAGAAGUAUGAGGAACAAGAAGAUGAAAAAGCUGUUAGGUGCAGUCGAUGGAGAAGAAUUUUGAAAAUCCCAGAUAUGAACCGGACCAAAGCGACCGAGAUCCUACUCUUGGGAUUCCAGAAUAUCCACAUCUUAAACUCUGUUCUGUUUGUUCUGUUCCUUGUGAUCUACAUCUUGACGUUGGCCGGGAACCUGCUGAUUAUUAUACUGGUGGCGAAGUAUGAAAGUCUCAAAACUCCCAUGUAUUUCUUCCUCACUCAGUUAUCAUUGACUGAUAUCCUACUCACGACCAAUAUUACCCCUAAAGCAAUCCAUGUGAUAAUUAAUGGAGGAAGCACGAUAUCUUUUACUGGCUGCAUCACUCAGUUCUACUUUUUUGGACUUUCAGCAGGCACGGAGUGCUAUAUUCUCACCGCGAUGUCCUACGACCGGUAUUUAGCCAUCUGCCGCCCAUUGCAUUAUACCUCCAUCAUGAAAUUCAGGCUCUGUCUCCAUUUAAUACUUUGGUCUUGGGUCGUACCAGGUCUAAUAACGUUUAUCAUCGCACCUCUGGUUUUUGCUUUACAGCUUUGUGGUCGUGUCAUUGACCAUUACUUCUGUGAUUUCGCCCCCCUCCUGGAGUUAUCGUGUACAAAACAUACCAUUGCUGAACUUGUAGACUUUGUCUUAGCCAUACCUACUGUAAUGAUUCCUUUCUCCUUUGUUACUUUCACCUAUAUCUCAAUCAUUCUGACCAUCCUUGGAAUCUCCUCCAGCAUCGGGAGGCAGAAAGCCUUCUCCACCUGCAGCUCUCACCUGAUCAUAGUGUGUGCCUACUAUGGGACUUUAAUAGCGGUUUAUAUUGCCCCCUCCAAAGGGCUAUCUUUUAAUAUCAAUAAGUUACUAUCCCUUCUUUAUACUAUGCUUAGUCCAUUGCUUAAUCCGAUUUUAUAUAGUCUUAGAAAUCAGGAUAUAAAAACGCAUUUGAAAAUGUUUAUUUCAAACAGCCUAAGAAGAAAUUAG